UGCACCGGAUCGGUUGCGCAGGUACUUGUACGCGCCGUGCUAGAGAACGCUUGGCCCAACUAUUCUGCUUUCUACAGAGUGGUACAAGAUGCCUCAACUCUUCUAUGAGAUUUUUUGUUUUCCCGUUUUAGGUGCCCCUCGAACCUCUUCGCAAUCCAUCUCAUCUACUGUAGGUAAUCAACGUGCCUUGCUUGCGUCCGCUGCGGGCCGAGAUCGACCAGCCGUUUCGUUCUGUUUAUUUUUAUUUUCCUGCCCCCCGGAGCUCAAAAUCAAAAGUGAAGACCCCCUGCAUGGCCCACCCAGUAAUAUGCCGUUGUUUUAGUCUUUUUAAGAAAGGGAGAAAGGAAAAGCUUUGAC
This is a messenger RNA of Trichoderma harzianum CBS 226.95, 357 nucleotides long. RefSeq lists its product as hypothetical. The record is from RefSeq and is a predicted model, not a curated record. NCBI's taxonomy places the organism in Eukaryota, Fungi, Ascomycota, Sordariomycetes, Hypocreales, Hypocreaceae. The coding region runs from base 89 to 322 and encodes 77 amino acids. The transcript has a single exon.